AUGAAUGGAAAUGACUUUGUGUUGGCUAUCAAUGACAUGAAGCAUGUGUUCAGUGGGGGUAACAAUAGUGAGGGACAGUUGGGUAGACGUACGAAAAGGAGGAAUGAGAAAAAUAUUCUGUUUGUCACAAACAAUGACACCCUGUAUGGUAUGGGCGGUAAUAAUAAGGGUUGUCUGGGUUUUGGUCACAACACUGAAGUGAAAACACCACAAAUUAUACCACAAUUAUGUAAUCAAAGGAUACAACGAUUUAUCAAUGGAUAUGACUUUGUGUUGGCCAUCAAUGACAUGAAUCACGUGUGCAGUUGGGGUCACAAUGAUUGCGGACAAUUGGGUAGAGAUUGGGGACCUAAAGAUCAUUAUUCACAACCCGAAGAAAUAUCAUAUUUGAACAAUAAGUAUAUCAAACAUAUUUGCUGUGGUUUUCAACAAUCCCUUGCCCUCACCGCCGGUGGACAGGUUUAUGUGUGGGGCGAAAAUAAUUUGGGACAGAUUGCCAAUUAUGAUAGACAUUCUAUAUAUCCAAGACCUAGGAUUAUAUUCGUAGUUUCCAAAGGACCAGAUUCGAUGAACACGUAUAUGCCGUCAAAAAAGUCGAGUUUCGAGGACGAGGUGUUGAAACUGAUUCAGAAUAUUCCGGACGACAAUAACAUGGAUACACUUCCAACCAAACAAAAGCAUACUGAUCAUAAUAGUAAGAAGAAUAUCAUAUUUAUCACAAACAAUGACUCGGCAUAUGGUUUGGGUGGCAAUGCCAGCGGGUGUCUGGGUUUGGGUCAUAAUGAUGAAGUGAAAACACCACAAAUUAUUACUGAAUUAUGUCGCAAACGGAUCCAAAAGAUUAUAAAUGGAAAUACAUUUGUGUUGGCUAUCAAUAACAGGAAUCAUGUGUUCAGUUGGGGACACAAUAAUCGGGGACAAUUGGGUCGAGAAAUGACAGAAUUUGGCGAUUAUUUAAAACCGCGAAACAUAUCGUAUAUGAACGACAAGAAUAUACAGCAUAUAUACUGCGGUACUCAACACAGUCUGGCGCUCACCACCGAUGGACAGGUGUAUGGGUGGGGCGAUAAUAGGUGGGGACAAAUUGGCCAGGGUCAUAAAAGUGACGGCAGAUGGUCACCAGUGUUGUUAAAAUUUGCAAAUAACUAUAAAAUCCAAAGUAUUUUCUGUUUUUACGUGAAUUCAUUCGCUGUUACCGCUGAUGGUUUGGUAUUCAGUUGGGGCUUCAGUGAUGUCCACCAAUUAGGACACAAUACUGCAUACGAUAUAUUGUCACCCAAACUGAUCCCACAUUUGCGUGAUAUCAUAGCGAUAAGUACCACGUAUUCCGAUGACAAUUGUUUCACUCAUUACGAAAGUCUGUUCAUUGAAUUGUCGGCAAUAGGAUCGGGAGGUUUUGGGACUGUUUUUAAAGUAAAGCAUAGAUUCGAUGAACAGAUAUAUGCCGUAAAAAGGAUUGAGUUUAAAAAAUCUACCGAUGAAUAUAUGAAAGGAAUUUUGAUGGAAGUGAAGAAUUUAAGAAAACUUAAUCCGGAUUUUGUGGUCCAAUAUAUCACUUCAUGGCCUGAAAGCAAACACCUCUACAUUCAGAUGGAGUUCUGUUCACAGAAUUUGCGGAAUAUUCUCGAUAUUAAACCAAAAGUAUUUGACAGAGAAUUUGGAGAAGCGAUGAGUUCUUAUGAGUACUUCAUUUCAUGUGAAAUAUUCCGUCAGAUCUUAGAAAGUGUUCAGUAUUUGCAUGAAUUGAAUCCACAGAUUAUUCACAGAGACCUCAAACCCGACAAUAUAUUGAUUGACGGGAACGGAAGGAACGGUAGAUUUGUCAAGUUAUGUGACUUUGGUUUGGCUACAGAUCACGACAAAAAUAUUAAUUAUAAAACCUACAAAAAGCACACCUCAGGGGUGGGAACCAUGAGAUAUAUGGCACCAGAAGUACUUCAGGGUUACAAAUAUGACCACAAAUCGGAUGUCUAUUGUCUCGCUAUCAUUGGUUCAGAAUCCUAUUCACAAAGUGAUGACAUACUGAACGCACCGGUAGUUAAAUUGAAGCGAAUUCUGGUGUCAAUGGCUUCGACCCCAGCGUUCAGUCAACGGCCCGACUGUUCACAAGUACUGCAAGAAUACAGCGAA
This is a messenger RNA of Oppiella nova, 2130 nucleotides long. Lineage: Eukaryota; Metazoa; Arthropoda; Arachnida; Sarcoptiformes; Oppiidae. The record is from the annotation of a GenBank genome assembly.